Molecule: messenger RNA, 3239 nt
Organism: Pseudoliparis swirei
Lineage: Eukaryota; Metazoa; Chordata; Actinopteri; Perciformes; Liparidae
Gene: mtus1a
Product: microtubule associated tumor suppressor 1a
Exons: 9
Coding region: 1045-2412 (455 amino acids)
Cellular component (GO): nucleus; cytoplasm
Molecular function (GO): microtubule binding
Source: RefSeq, a predicted model, not a curated record
GUAAUAUUGAUUCGGGUCAAAAUGACCCUAAGGCAACACAAGGGUUAAAGAACCCUUUGUAGAUUUUUUGAACUGCAGCAUCAUCAAAAUGAUUGAAAGCUGGGCAGCACAGUUGAAACUAUUUGUUUGGAUCUGGAUCAGAAUCUUGUUUCUUUCUAUUUUUGACAUUUCUCAUGCUGUAAAAAGAAUUGGGAGAAUGCAGCCAGGAGUCGGGACACGGAGAUAUAAAUCUGUUUAUUCAAUCUUCGUCCAGUUUUUACUCUGAAAAUGUCACACUCUCUGAAAACAAACGUGUAAAACUGUUCCCCAAAUUAAAGCAUAAUGAGCCAAGACAUUCUGAAAUCCAUUUAAAUGGUACGGUUGGUGUUGCUGAACAGUCGACCUUAGCGCAGACACAGAGGCCACUGAGGAACUAGUUUUGAGGUGGCCUGCACAUCCAUCCCGUAGUUGCAUGCUGGUGUUAUUCUGGGAUGUUGUGAUGCUUUAGAAUGGUACGCUGCUUCGUGCAUCUAAAUUUAGCUUGAACAUGCUUCAGGUCCUGUGGCUCAUAAAGGGCCUGAUUUAUAAACGCUUACGCUGGGGUUGUGCCCACAUAGUAUUAUGGGAGCACACGUGCAGUACCAUUAUUUAUUUUAUAGUAGCUUUAUUACCGUUUUACACAUUCACUUGCAUGUCUCUUUAUGUCAAUAAUAAAGAGUCAGUCACCACAGGUUGUACUUUAGAUUCCACUCACUGAUAUUCCCCAUCAGGCUAUUCUCACUGCAUCGUGCUCGCUCGGCCUCAUAAACAAACUGCUUUCAAAGGAACCCACGGGUGUCCUUUUCUUCCCUCUUGUCACCUUCAUCACUCUGUGUGAGUUGCUGUCUCGGCGUUGUAGAGGAGUAAACUAAGUGUUCUUCUUCAUUAGCAGGAUUGAUGGUAGCUGUUUUACGGGCGUGAUGUAUUUCUACAGCUGAUGUAAAUCAAAGCUACAGUAGCACAGACUCGCUAAAAUAAGUUGUCCUCGGUGACCGGUGUCUGCGCAGCACCAGAUUUAAUUAGGUUAUGGAAAACGUAAUUGCAUUCGGGGAUCCAUCUUUCUGUCGUUGCACUGAGACAGAACCGGGCUUUGAAGCUCGAGCAUCUGUGACCCGGACGGGAGUGUCUGGGGUGGGUGGUGCUGCUGUUGGACCAGCUGUGAUGAUGAUCAGCGUUGUCGCAACACUCAACGCGUGUUCUUUCCCAGUGGACAAGGGCCAACCCAAGGCCGGCGCCCGCCAGCAGCAAGUGCCCCAGCCCAAGCAGCGCAGUGGACCUCCGGAUGUGGUGCCGGCGAGUGUCGCCGAGGGUGGGAGGAAGGAGCAGAGCGCCCCGCAGCUCGGAGGACUCCAGGCAACGAGUAACCGCAGAUUUCAAGCCGUCGCCAUCGUCUUGCAGCAAACUUUGGCUGAGCGGGAUGAAACCUCAAAGCAGAGCCGGGAUCUGUCCCAGGAGCUGGUCAGCCUUCGAGGAGAGCUGGUUUGCUCCGAGCAUUCAUCGGAGCGCCUGGAGACGGAGAAGGAAGAGCUGCGUGUCGCUCUGCAGGAGCAGCACCAGAAGGACCUGGUGGAGCUGGAGCAGAGACUUCAGGCCUUCUACCAGGCCGAGUGGGACAAGCUGCACCUCGCCUGCCAGGAGGAGGCCGACAAGUGCAAGACGCUCAUGCAACAGCAGGUGGGAGAGCUCAACGCCAAUCAUGAGGCCAUGAAGCUGGAACUGGAGAGCAGCCAAGCGGAACAUCUGCUGUCUGUCAAACAGCAGUAUGACGCGUCCCUGGAAGAGGUCAGCAAAGUCCACAGUCAGGAACUGCAGUCGUUGGAAAACACUCUGAAAGAAACUGGAGCGGCUCUGUCUGGACGGAUCGAAGAGCUCACCCUGCAGAACAAUGGCCUGAGUGAGAAGCUCACGGCGGUGGAGAACAGGAGGAAACAGCUGGCCGAAAAGAAUCAGAAGGACUCCCACACCCUGUAUCUGGAGCAGGAGCUGGACAGCCUCAAAGUGGUCCUGGAUAUCAAAAACAAACAGCUCCACCAGCAGGAGAAGAAGCUGAUGGAGAUCGACACACUGACGGAUAGAAAUGUGAAGUUGGAUGAGGAGCACAAGAAAGUCCAGCAGGAGAAUGAGGACCUCCAGGUCCGCAUGCAAAGACAUUAUGCACUGUCCAGGCAGCUGUCGACGGAGCAGGCGACGCUGCACGAGUCGCUCCAGAAGGAGUCCAAGGUGAACAAGCGUCUGUCGAUGGAGAACGAGGAGCUGCUGUGGAAGCUCCACAACGGAGACCUGAGCAGCCCCCGCAAGGCGUCGCCCACCUCCACCUCCCCGUCCCGCUCCUUCAGCCUGGACUCCCCUCGCAGCUCGGGCUUGUUCUCCAGCGCGCCCGUCUCGCCCAGAUAACGACGGGUACCGGUUUCCUGUGUCGAGUCGAGCGACCGAGAAGUAAGAGCCGUGCGUGUUUCCUGUUCCCUCUUUGGCUCCUUCAGGAUCGACUCUGACACUUUGUGUACAGACACUGCAGACCGUAAAGAAACAUUUAAAUCUAGUUGCACAGAUGCACUUAAGAAGCAAGGUCACCUUGUUUUCUUGCCUUUCACGUCUGGUACAACGGGGGAGGGGAGGGUGAAGAAAUCUCAGGACUUCUAUGUAAUGAUACUAUUUGUUGACUUGUCUGCCCUGAAGCUCACACACACACACACACACACACACACAGAAAGAGAUACACACACAUGCAUCCAUUCUUUCUUCUGUCUCUGGAGAUCAGUCGUCUCUCCUCGGGCACAUUUUAUUUAAAAUGGUCUUGAUAUGUGGACUGGCUGCUUUUUGGAUUCCUCCAUUUCUCACAGCCGACUGUCACUCACAUCCUGCUGCUAGUCAUCACACCAGGCUGUGCAAGUCUAUGUUCAGAUUUAUUUAGAGUUUUUUUUUUUUUUUAAAGGUUAUAGGUUGUUUUUCUUCCACCUAGUUUGUAAGUUCAAGUUUCAUCUGUUGCCUCGAACCUUGUUUUGUUUUCCACGUGUGUUUGUUUGACCAGGGGACCAAUCGGAGUCUUUGCAUGUGUUGGCGUCUUGGUAAUCACGUCGUGUUGCACCUCCCGAAGCGGCUGUAAAGAGGCGCCGCUUGUCUCACUGCAACGUUGCAAAUAGUAUUUUGUGUGGAAUUUAUUCUUUUAAGUUUGUUGAACCAGUUUUGAAACAUGCAAAUAAUAAAGUCUUUUAUUAAACCUG